Molecule: messenger RNA, 4017 nt
Organism: Bursaphelenchus okinawaensis
Lineage: Eukaryota; Metazoa; Nematoda; Chromadorea; Rhabditida; Aphelenchoididae
Source: the annotation of a GenBank genome assembly
AUGAAUGAGUUCCAACCGCUCCUCGACCUCAAGUUCGGGUCGUUCGCUGCGGUUGCGGCCGCCGGCGCUGAGUACGUACCGGUCGGGGGAUGCCGGUUUCUACCAGCAUGGCCAGUACUUCGAAGUCAUCGAGGACGAGGAACUGCACCGCAUCCGACAAUAUACUACAUCCAGACGCGCAAAUCGCUCCCUGUUGAUGAGCGAGGGCCCACAGGAGUACUCGUCCAUAAAGGAGGUGCUCAAGGACUUUUGUGCUAGAACAACAUCGCAUGGGAUUCCGUUUAUUGGGUAGGGAAUCUAGCGGGCUUGUUAUUGGGUGACAUUGAGGUUUACGUCUUGGUCAAAAAAUUUUUAGAAUCGGCUUUUUGUUACCCUUUUAAUCUAAUUUAUAGCUCUUUCUUACUUUUUUUUAAAAAUUUUUUGUUUAAAAUCAAAAAAUACAGUAUUCCAUAAAGAAUUUACUCACAAACCAUUUAAUACAGCCCCAGCAGUCAAGAUACUAAACCUCUUUUUCAGAACCCAUUCAUUUUUCGGCCCAUACAUAUGGUCUUUUAUCACUGCCGUCGCUUUCAUCAUCUUCUUCACCCAAACGUAUCUAACCAUGUCCGACUAUCUCGAGUAUCGUACGAUUAUCGAAAUGCAGUUGAAAUUCGAGCCGGCUCCAUUCCCUGCAGCUACGAUUUGUAAUUUAAACGCUUUUAAGUUCAGUGAACUCCGCAAAUUCAAGGAAAUCGAGGAAGGCGUAGGUUUUAUAAAAUAUCUUUAAUGUAAUAUUCACUCUUUUUAGUUCAAAAUCUACGAAGCAGCGAUAGCCCAAUCUAGGAAUCAAAGCGAAGCCCUUCCAGUCCGAGUCAAACGUGAAAACGAGCUUCAAGUCAUUUACCAACCGGUUUUUGUACAAUGUGUUUGUAACUCACCUAAUGAUCAAUGUGUCCCGCAACGAAAUCCUUUGAAUGUGAGUUUUGAAAGCAUAAAUUAUUUUUUUACAUAAAAUCUUUAAAAACAUAGUUAAUAAAGGUACUGACGUGUGUUGAAUCAACAAAAACAUUCAUUAAAGCUAAUUAUUUCCAGACAAACACAACUACAUGUAUAUGUUACGAAGACGCUAAAACUGGAGACAUUUGGCCAUGUUAUCCAGCAGCAGUUUGGUCCCCAAAACACUGUUUCAACUGUUCCAACUCUCGCACUUGUGACGAUCCUCAGAAACUCAACUUCAGCCAGCUUUUGUAUGCUUCCGACCCUCAAGAGUGUAUAUGUCAGUCCAUAUCACAUUACUGUAUAAUAAAGGCCGAGAAAGACGAGAUACCGUGGUGGGAUCCGGAGAAGUAUCUUGUGUAUCCGGCUACAGAUGCUCCGACUCCUCCGCCUCCUGAUAACCAACUGAAUAAUCUGGGUGAUUUGAGGGAUCGAGGUUCAAUCACGAUCAAGACAAAGGAGAACUUGAUCUUCCUCGUGGCUGCGAUGCCAAAGGAUGUGAGGGAGAAGAUCAGCUACAAGUUGAAUGAAUUCGUGUUGAGAUGCUCGUUCAAUGGUGAAGACUGUGAUGAGGAGAGGUGAGGAAAUAACAGUAUGAUUGAAAAAUAGAUGUGAAACAUAAAAAAGUGCUGAAUCAAGCACAAAAUUUAAAAUUUUAAUACCUAGAAUUCUAUUUUAUAAACUUUUUAUAUUAUUGUAGGUAAGUCCCUGGCCUGGUCUAUUCUCUAAACCGAGCCCAAACCCAGAAAGCCACUUUAGAGCCCGCCUUUACUUAUUAUAACCUGAUAUACCCCUUGCUUAACUUCAGAGACUUCCAACUUCACAUGGAUCCAGAAUUUGGGAACUGCUAUACAUUCAACUUCAACGAUUCGGUAGAAUUGAAGAAUAGUCGUGCUGGUCCCAUGUAUGGUCUACGUCUACUGUUAAAUGUGAAUCAAAGUGAUUACCUACCUACGACUGAAGCUGUCGGAGUCAGAUUGGUAGUUCAUGAACAAGACCAAGAACCAUUUCCGGAUACAUUUGGCUACAGUGCUCCAACCGGCUUCGUGUCUAGUUUCGGGCUGAAAACUGUAAGUUUAUGUUCGUUUAAUAGUGCUGGGUGGCCUCAAAAAACCAUAGUUAAAGUAACCAAAACCCCGUUAGGCUGCUAGCAAUAGUAAUAUAAUCAGAGCACUUUACCAAAAUAUAGACACCAAAAUUCUAGAAAGUCCUCCAUCGUCUAGACGCACCGUACGGUAAAUGCAGCGACACUUUUCGACCAGAAAACUACAUUUACGCUGAACACUACUCUCCUGAAGGCUGUUACCGUAACUGUUUCCAACAAAUGAUCCUAGCCAGCUGUGGUUGUGGAGACCCUCGCUUCCCUUUACCUACGGAAGACGACCGAACUUGUGACAUCCGAAAUAUGAACGACCGGUUUUGUUUAACCAAUGCCACUUCGAUAUUGGGAGGAUUCCACCGCCUAACUCACAGGAAUUGUCAUUGUGUACAGCCUUGUACUGAGAACGUGUUCGAGACGGCGUAUUCGGCCGCUGCUUGGCCGGCUUUGAAUUUUAAGUUUGGAGAUAAUUGUACUGAUAUUGAGGAAAUUACAAAUGACCCAGUGGUACGUAUUUCUUUUUUAUAUGAUAUUUUAUUGCUUAAGCAUAUGAUACUACCUUUAAAUACUACUUACAAGGAAGGUGCCCGACCUGCAACACUCAGAUUUCGUUCAAACUUUUUUAUUGAAAGGUCACGUAAAUGUAAGAUGUUAUGCAAAAUUCUAAGUUGCGGUUUGCGGCCAGUCUUGAGAAAAUCGAGAUCGAAAAAUCGCGUUUUGAAUUUCCCGCCAAAUUGGCAUUGUGUUUCAAGCUUAUAACUUUGCCAUUUUUUGACUUUUAAUCAUUUUUCUUUAAUAUGCUGGUAAAAAACCUUUAAAUGAACCUACAUUUUUAAGUUUGUAAGUUUAGCUUGGCUGGAAAGUCGAAAAAAGUGCUUGAAACACAAUGCCAAAUUUGCCAACUUGGCGGGAAAUUUAAAUAUUUAAAAUUUAAAACUCAAAAGCGCAAGCUAAAAUUUUUCAUAGGUACUAAUGGUACUACAAAGAAUCCGUAUAAAAAUUUUGAGCUGAUUCUGAGAGUUGCAGGUUGGGUACUUUCCCUGUUAGUAUGUACACUAAUUAUGUAUAAUACUUAAAUAGUAUUACAAAAACUCUUAUCGUUUUUUAUGAAAAAAUUAGUAUUAGUGACAAAAUAUAAUAUUCAGGCGUGCUCAGAGUACUAUCGGUUAAAUACAGCGUAUAUUGAGAUCUACUACGAACAACUUAACUACGAAACUCUGAAAGAAACAGCUGGCUACACGGUAAGUGUCUAUGUACAUUGAUAUGCCAAUAUUCUUUUUUGAGCAGGGUUUUCUUUGCUCAACUUCUCCAGCUUUUUUAAUCAACCUUGUGAAGGUGGUGCUAUAUAGUACGAAACAAUUAUAAACUAAUAAAUAUGACGUAUUUUAGUUAGUAAAUCUAUUCUCUGACCUUGGUGGUAACAUUGGACUUUGGAUUGGGUUUUCACUUAUUACUGUAUUGGAAUGCGCCGAGUUACUAUGUGAAUUGGUCGUUUACACAUGUAAGUUAUGUCAUAACAUAAAGGUGUUUUCUUAUUUUACGCCAGGAAACCCUGAAAGUUAAUAAGUUUAAUAUAUAUGAGAAAAGUCGACGCAGUACGUUUUUAAAUAUUAUUUUACAUUACAGGUCGUCAAUCGAAGUACUUUAUCGUAGAGAAAACGAGAAAAGUCAACAACAAGGACGCGACCGAGGAGAACAAGAGUUACUCCCUAUACCUCGACAGUUCACCUGGCAGACACAAAUUCUCGUAUCAGGUAGAGCCAGCAACUCCUCAACCUAGUCUACCGAGUAUUUUAUCGACCGGUAAUAAGACCGAUACCGGCAGAACACGGUGGAGAAAUGUGCACCAUGCGGAUACUGACAAUCAGAGUACGACGAAUUUGAUCAAGAAAGAUUCAAAGUCAUCAACUGAUGAGAGUUUGUCCAACGGUUCGGUGUUGUAG